Messenger RNA from Cyclocybe aegerita, 2196 nucleotides. NCBI's taxonomy places the organism in Eukaryota, Fungi, Basidiomycota, Agaricomycetes, Agaricales, Hemipholiotaceae. The record is from the annotation of a GenBank genome assembly.
AUGCUCAUAUCAGAGGAUGAUUAUCGUACCUUCGUAUUAUUAUCACUUCCAAUAAAAGGAGGCCACCAUGUGAAUGCGGCCGUCUUGGGCAUUGGAUCGGGGGCCGCCGUGGUGCGCCGGCUGGAGACCGGCACUUUGAGUCACAAACCGAUGUUUCACGCUGAUUCCAACGGUUCAGCGCACAUGCGACACAUGGGAAGGAAGUUGAAGAGUGGACUGAGAACGACAUCUCUUCUGCUUAUGGACGAAUUGAUGCCGCACACGUGGAGCGGGGCGGAAGCAGAAACUCCCAUUCUCCGGCCUAAACUCUGGGGCAAACCGCCGAGUUUCGAAACUAUAAAACCGCGAGCGGACGAAGGGGUGCUUCCUAGGCACGCAAACGCGCACCACCUUCUGUCAUUACCAAUGGCCAUGUAUCCCACUCGCGAGCUCGCCCAAAGUCCGCUCUUUCGCAUCCGGACGGAGAUGCUUCCUAAGGAAGAGCAAAUCUCCCUCUCGUACGCUCGCGCAAAGGCGAUCGUGAAGUCCUAUGGCUGCACCGCCAAAGACAUCACGGAGCUGUCGCCCAAGUUCUGGAAGCUGCAUUUGGACCCCAUUUGGAGCGUCGACGGCGCAGCCGGCACCCUCUGCACCAUCCAACUCAACUUGUGUGCGGGCACUCUCUGUCGUUUUGCUUCGAAGUCUGCACCAUGGGUCCAGGAGACCCUCCAGAAGGUCCUCUCCUUCGAAUACUGCGGGCAAUACUGCGUGACGGAGGUUGGCCACGGUCUUGAUGCAUUCCACAUGGAGACGACAGCCACCCUUCUCGACAACGGGGAGUUUGAGUUGCAUACUCCCUCUGAAGCCGGAGCCAAAUUUAUGCCUCCAACGGCGCCAAUGGGUGAUCCAACCAUCGCCGUUGUUUUCGCGAAGACGAUGGUCAAUGGGGAGAGCCAUGGUAUCAAGCCGUUCCUCGUACCCAUCAACGAUGGAGUCCACAUGCACAAGGGCGUCACUUGCAAAGUGCUCCCCCACCGCGGAGGCUCCCGUCACAUCAACCAUAGUCUUACUUCCUUCAACAAAGUCCGGCUUCCCUACACCUCCCUUCUCUGCGAGAUCGACAAGCCGCAGGACCCGCGGACCGCAUUCUUCAAGGCGCUCUCUUCCGUCGCCAUCGGAACCAUGGCCAUAGGCUCUCUCGGCGUACCCGCCCUCCAAGUUGCGUCGUACAUCGCUGCUCGAUACAGUCUCCGCCGCAAGGUCAUCGACACCUUCACCGGCAAGGCCUCGCCGAUCAUCAACUUCCGCACGCAGAAGACACCUGUGCUCACCGCACUUGCGCAGUCGUUCGUCAUGCAGGCGUUCCAGGAGGCCACCGCAAAGGUGUUCACGCACACAAAGGAUAUCCGCGUCUGCCAUGCGGUCGGCGCAAUCAUGAAGAUUGUGAUGAUGCAGCACGGCCAGGCAGCGAACCUCGGUCUAAGCGACCGGUGUGGUGCGCAAGGGUUGUUCUCAGUGAACCAGCUGACGACCACCUUCUGCGACAUGCGAGGGACCGCUAUCGCCGAAGGGGAUACCUUGGCCCUGUCUAUCAAACUCGCAUCUGAGCUGCUUUUGGGUCGGUACUCCCUCCCUCCGUCCUCCGAUCCCACCAGCCUCCUCGCGCAGCACGAGCAAGGGCUCCUGGAGGAGUACCGCGGCCUGCUCAAGACGAUCGGGCACCACCGCUCCGCCGACUUUGACCGCCUCAUCCUCCCCGAGUGCCUCGCGCUCGUGCAGGCCAUCGGGCAUCGCAUGGCGUACGAUGCGGCCGUCGCCAAGGGUGUGGAAAAAUAUAUCCUCGACCUGUACGUCGCGAGCUGCCUCAAGCUCGACCCGUCGUGGUACGUGGAGAAGUUGUCCAUACCCCGCUCUCAGAUCCGGGAGAUGGAGGCGCUCGCCGUCGACGCGGUGUUCCCUCACCUGGAGGAUCUCCUUGGCCGGCUCGGGGUGGAGCCCUAUAUCACCGCGCCCAUUGUCUCCGACGAGAAUUGGGCGGAAUUCGUGAAAAGUAUCCCCCCGCUCGUCGCUCCGGAGGAGAAGGUCGCCGAACCCGUUCCUGUUUCUGAAGCACCACCUGCAAAGCCUUUCAUUUCCAUCAAAUUCAAACAGGCGAUGGAGGUCCUCGUUUACGUCGGCCUGCCUGUCUUCAUGUUCGCUACCAUUUCGUUCGUUUAA